Molecule: messenger RNA, 2016 nt
Organism: Strigops habroptila (Kakapo)
Lineage: Eukaryota; Metazoa; Chordata; Aves; Psittaciformes; Psittacidae
Product: transcription factor SOX-3-like
Exons: 1
Coding region: 223-1179 (318 amino acids)
Biological process (GO): positive regulation of transcription by RNA polymerase II; negative regulation of transcription by RNA polymerase II; anatomical structure morphogenesis
Molecular function (GO): RNA polymerase II cis-regulatory region sequence-specific DNA binding; DNA-binding transcription factor activity, RNA polymerase II-specific
Source: RefSeq, a predicted model, not a curated record
GCCUGGCGCUGCCCGCGGGAGCUGCUCCGCACCGAACCGCUCUAGCAGCAUCACCUCUGGGUGCGGCGCCUCCGCCCGCCAGGCAGAGAAACUUCCUCCCGCAGCAGCCACCCAGGCAGGUUCUUUCACCUUUUUUUGUUUGUUUGCUUGUUUUUAACUUCCUCUCCCCGACCUGGUGCCCGCCUGCCCGCCACCCUGGCGCACCUCUUGCCGGCUCCGGCCAUGUACAGCAUGCUGGAGACUGAGAUCAAGACGCCACAGCCCACGCCGGGCAGCGCUGGAGGUAACCCCGCUCCGGGGAGCAACGGUAAAAGCGGCGGAGGCGGCGGGACCAGCAACGGAGCGGGAGCCGGCUCGGACCAGGACCGGGUGAAGCGCCCCAUGAACGCUUUCAUGGUGUGGUCGCGGGGCCAGCGGCGGAAGAUGGCCCAAGAGAACCCCAAGAUGCACAACUCGGAGAUCAGUAAGCGCCUCGGGGCCGACUGGAAGCUGCUGAGCGACGCCGAGAAGCGGCCCUUCAUCGACGAGGCCAAGCGGCUGAGGGCCGUGCACAUGAAGGAGUAUCCGGAUUACAAAUACCGGCCCCGAAGGAAGACCAAGACCUUGUUGAAGAAGGACAAAUACUCGCUUCCCGGCAAUCUGCUGGCCCCGGGGGGUGGCAACGCGGUAAACAGCCCCGUCGGGGUGGGGCAGAGGAUUGACACUUAUGCCCACAUGAACGGCUGGACAAACGGGGCUUACUCACUGAUGCAAGACCAGCUGGGCUACAGCCAGCACCCGGGCAUGAACAGCCCCCAGCUGCAGCAGAUGCACCGCUACGACAUGACGGGCCUGCAGUACAGCCCCAUGAUGUCCACGGCCCAGACCUACAUGAACGCCGCCUCCACCUACAGCAUGUCCCCCGCAGCCUACGGCCAGCAGCCCUCUACGGCCAUGAGCCUGGGCUCCAUGGGCUCGGUCGUGAAAUCCGAGCCCAGCUCGCCGCCUCCUGCCAUCACUUCCCACUCUCAGAGGGCCUGCCUGGGAGACCUGCGGGAUAUGAUCAGCAUGUACCUGCCCCCGGGAGGGGAUGCCACAGACCCUUCCGCCUUGCAGGGCAGCAGGUUACACAGCGUCCACCAGCACUACCAGAGUGCCGGGACUGGCGUGAAUGGUACCGUACCACUAACUCACAUAUAAACUUGGCUGCUCCGGACGGCUCCCGUCUUAAUCCCUAACCCCACCAUCGCUCCCUGACUACACCGGGACGCACGGCAGCAUUGCUCGGCUUAGCAGACUUAAUACUAACUUUGGAGAACUUUUAAAAAACAAAUCCGUUAGUUGUGUCUUUUUUUUGGCGUUUUUUGUUUGUUGGUUUUUUUUUUUUUUUUGUACAGAACAUUAUUUGAGCAAGCUAUUUUAAUAGAGCACAACUCCUGCCUCCUAGAAGCCGUUGUGAAGUGUUCAAACCACGGCAACUUCCUUCCCUGGUUUCUGCUAGGUUGGGCACUGUUUUAUUCGCUUAAAAAGUUCUUAAAAGUUCUUGCAUCUUCCAGUUUGAUUUCUAGCGUUGCAAUGACAUAAAAGAAAAAGGCGGGCUUUUGUUUUUAAACUCGGUCGUUCACAUUAUCAUUGUGGUUUCUUGAGUGUUUUGUUCUUCCCACCUUACCGAGUCUCGCUUGGUUUCUAUCCACAAUCUAUAGCUUUCACAAUUUUUUAACUUUAGGGUUUUAUUCCUUAAAAAAAGGGGAGGUGGGAGAGAGCUGUGCGGGUCGCAAACGCAUUUCUUUUAUUUAUAGUAAGUUGAGUGUCUUGGGAUUUUAUUUUUUUUUUUUAAGAUGUAUACUUAUGUAAAUUGGUUUGUGAAUUUUACUGUGGUACAUGUUUUGACAUAUCGGAUGAAGAAACGUUUUAGUUUUGUCUACUGGAUUUCCCCCCCCCCAAAAAAAAAGUAAUGGAAAUACUCCUUCCCUGUCCCUACUCCUCGUUUUCUUCCUUCUUCCAACGAAGAGAGAUCAAUAAAUUUUAUAUCAGGCA